This is a messenger RNA of Eremomyces bilateralis CBS 781.70, 750 nucleotides long. RefSeq lists its product as uncharacterized. NCBI's taxonomy places the organism in Eukaryota, Fungi, Ascomycota, Dothideomycetes, Eremomycetales, Eremomycetaceae. The transcript is spliced from 2 exons. The record is from RefSeq and is a predicted model, not a curated record. The coding region runs from base 1 to 750 and encodes 249 amino acids.
AUGCAAGCUCUUACCAUGGAUGGCUGUUAUGCGACGCCAGAGCCCUUGACCGAUCAUGGCCCCUACACUUUCCAAACUAGCGGCAACUGUCAGCCCAUCUGCUAUCAGUUCAAUAAGCCAGUUAUGGCUCUCAGCGAUGGUUCGAACUGUUGGUGUGGAGAUCUGCUACCACAGGAAGACGCGAAGACGGACAACACGAGUUGCAACACUCCCUGCAACGGCUUCCCAGAUGAUAUGUGUGGUGGUAACGGCUACUGGAGUGUCUACCUCACGGGUAUCACCAAGAACCAAAUCGCUCAUUUCGAUGCGAACAAUCCAGGUGAUCCUGCCGCCUCUCGUCGACCCGGAUCUAGUACCGGGGUCAUCACCGUGGGUGGUUCCACCGUCGUUGUCACUCAAGAGCCGACGGCGGACCCCGAAAAAUCCAAAGGAAGUUCUCCUUCCAAGGUCGGGAUCGCCGUGGGCGUCGUGGUCGGUGUCUUGGCCAUCGCUGGUAUCAUCGGCGGCGUAUUCUUCUUCCUCCGUCAACGUAGGAGGAGGGAACUCGAGGAAGAACAUAAGCGACAAGCCGCUGUCAGCGAUUUCGUGAAAAAUGGACGCUCCCACGGCAGCCAGAGUGGCAGCUCCGGUGAUUCGAGGCUGGAUCCGGAAGCGGUGAUGCAUCGCAGGAUGAGCGACGGAAGCAUUGCGGACAAUCAAGACUACAGCCGAAGGAUCCUGAAAGUGACGAACCCCGACGACGGACGGUAG